Naegleria gruberi is the source of this 306-nucleotide messenger RNA. RefSeq lists its product as uncharacterized. Bases 1 to 306 code for a protein of 101 amino acids. The transcript has a single exon. The record is from RefSeq and is a predicted model, not a curated record. Lineage: Eukaryota; Heterolobosea; Eutetramitea; Acrasida; Naegleriidae.
AUGAUUUUACAUUUGGGUUUAAUUUUAGUAUUUGGUUGGUCAAUUCUCUACUUUUUUGUCAUGUUCAUUACAUGCUCAUUGGAUAGAAAGUCACUUAUUGAAAAUGCCAUGACUUGUAUUUAUGGCAUUUUCAUGAUUUCAUCCCCAAUUGCUUUCUAUGUACUAUUAGGAUUGGGUUUUAGUAGUGGUUACAUAGCAAUACCAUGUUGCGUAUUCUUUUUAACUCUACUUUUAUAUGGAAUGAAUUAUCUCAAUUAUUUGGAAGAUUUUUUCACUAUGAACGAGGAUAAACUGCCAUUCUCUUAA